AUGGAGCCAGCAAGAAAGAUAGCGAUAGCCGUGGACUUGAGCGAUGAAAGCGCUCACGCGGUUAAGUGGGCUGUCAAGAACUACCUGCGUCCUUCAGACAAUGUGGUGCUGUUACAUGUUCGUCCCACCUCCGUCUUAUAUGGUGCGGAUUGGGGUGCGUCGGAAAUCACAGAGGAAGCUCCUGAUAAGGAGACGAAGCAGAAAAUGGAAGACGACUUUGAUGCGCUGACCAUUGCCAAGGCGAAGGAUCUUGCCGCUCCAUUGGAAGAGGCUGGAAUACAGUACAAGACCCACAUUGUGAAAGAUCAUGACAUGAAAGAGCGUAUCUGCCUUGAGGUGGAGCGAGCUGGAGUCAAUGCCUGCAUUAUGGGAAGCCGAGGGUUUGGUGCAGAGAAGCGGUCAAGGAAGGCUCGCCUGGGCAGUGUCAGUGACUACUGUGUCCACCACUGUGACUGCCCUGUUGUGGUUGUUCGGAUGCACGAGGAUAAGAAGGAAGAGGAAGCGCCAGCAGCAACAUGA
Closterium sp. Naga37s-1 is the source of this 519-nucleotide messenger RNA. The record is from the annotation of a GenBank genome assembly. NCBI's taxonomy places the organism in Eukaryota, Viridiplantae, Streptophyta, Zygnematophyceae, Desmidiales, Closteriaceae.